AUGGUUCUAUACCGACAUCCGGUCGGCGGUCGUAUGGUCGUACCCCGCUUGUGUACAGCCUCGUCUACCCCCCGAUUGCUGCAACCAGAAACACCAUCAUCACCUUUAAUGGUCAACCCCUUCGACUUCCGCACUAACAUGCUCGUCACCGAAUUCACCUCUCGUCUAGAAGCAGAACAUCCGCAACUUGCACGCCAUCUCACGCUCGCCAACCUUGUCAAAUUUGUCAACCUCGCCAGUGAGGUAUACCACCGGGCUGAUCAUGCGUUGAAUUUUACCUCAGCUGACACCAGGGUCCUACCGUUCCUGUCCCUCGCCUUGCAACUUGACCUGGACAUGGACGAGUACGAAGCUAUCUGGAAUCUUACGUUUCCAUCGGUCCCGUUCGCGCACAUUAACCCUGCCAAUCUCAUACGCUUGCAUGGCCUGGAGGUUAAACUUCCAACGAAGAUUCACGAAGUGUAUCUCACUCCACCUACUUCAAUCUGCCUAGUUUGCGACCAACCCUCCGGACGACCACUUGAGAUUCGCCCUCGAAGGCUUGGCUAUGUGUACGACCUUGACGGUAUCCACUCCGCCGAGUUCUAUACCUGCUCUUGUUUAGAUUGUCGUGCCACCUACCGACCGUCGUAUUACACCACAGACGAAACACGUGUAUACUACACCAAAGCCCAGGGAGCCCACCCGGAUCACUACCAGGUACACUGCCACUUUGGCAUGACCUACCGUCUAGCAAUGUCCUUCCGGCAAUUGCAGAUGUUAGCGCAUGCCCAUGGAGACAACACCGACCGUUUACUACCCGCGAUGAUUAGAGAGCUCCAUUAUAUUGCGAAUAAUGGAGCUCUACACCGUGAUCAUUUUUGUUCGUUGUGUGUGCGAACGUAUCCGAUUGAGCAUGAAGGCAAAGAAACAGUAAAAAUCAUCCGAGAGGUGGUCACCGACGGCCUUACGAUAGGCCAUUGGCGGUGCACUGCAUCGUCGGCCCAGCUCCAAGCGCUUGCUCAUCGCGCCGGGGCUCCUCCUCCUGAUGGCCCGUGCCUGAAUGCGUUACCAAAAGUAACUUCUCGAUUUUGUGCCGAACAUGAAGAAACUUUGAAAGGAUGGUGCGUGGCGCAACCUUGCACCAAACUUGCUGAACCUGGAUCGGAAACAUGCAAAAGCCAAAAACACAAGGAAGCUCUAACGGCCUUUCAAGCGUUAAAAAAGAAGAAUUUCUCGCUCAAAUCCAUGCUCAACCGCCCUGGAUCUCACCUUCCCUCGGACCCUUCGGUCCACCUGCAUCCUGACACCGCGGAACUCAUUGAUUUUGACGCCCUCCACCAAGCCAACGAGGCCGAUCGAGAACACGAGGCUGCUUGUGACGGGGGCGCCGCUAAGCCCAAAGGUACUCCGGUGUUGAGCCGCUCCCGAACGCAUAAUGACCAACUGAUCGUUGGUGCGUGCGGUAUCAUAUUGUCUUGGUGUACUUUCUACAACGCAGAAGCACCAAGUGCCCUGAGAGACUAUCUUGUUGAAGCGUUCCCCGAUGGUCUCCCGGAAGUGAUCUUCUACGACAAUGCCUGCAACCUGUUACGAGUGAUACAUAAUGGAGACAAGGAUCCGACUCCCUUCGAAAACACUGUCAUUCCGGUGGACCCCUUCCAUCAUCGCUCUCAUAAAGAGAGCAAUAGCUUUUGUCAAAUGUACACUGACCCGAAAAAAUUCCCCGACUUGUAA
Molecule: messenger RNA, 1716 nt
Organism: Melampsora larici-populina 98AG31
Lineage: Eukaryota; Fungi; Basidiomycota; Pucciniomycetes; Pucciniales; Melampsoraceae
Exons: 6
Coding region: 1-1716 (571 amino acids)
Source: RefSeq, a predicted model, not a curated record